Messenger RNA from Metopolophium dirhodum (rose-grain aphid), 967 nucleotides. RefSeq lists its product as uncharacterized. Gene Ontology annotation, biological process: mitochondrial respiratory chain complex I assembly. The transcript has 2 exons. The coding region runs from base 299 to 823 and encodes 174 amino acids. The record is from RefSeq and is a predicted model, not a curated record. Lineage: Eukaryota; Metazoa; Arthropoda; Insecta; Hemiptera; Aphididae.
UAUAGAAUAUAUAUGUGUUUCCAUCACGAGUGUAUUUUCGUGAUUUCAAUUGAUCAAAGUGAAUAUUAUAUACAUACAUAUUCCGCUUAUCGUUCGGAACGCAUAACAUAUGUUCGGGUUAUCACGACCGGAUUCAUAUUUCGUACGUAGAAAAAACUAAAAAGAUCCGUCGAAAACUCGAAAACGGUAUCGUAUUCUUCUUGAUCGGAUCUUCUGUCACUCAAACUACUGUACCUUCGAUCCUUCAUUGCGGACGCGCGAUCAUCUCUUACCUACGCCAACCGAACCAUCAGCCACCAUGUCGUUAUUCAGGUACACGUAUUACGAUACUCCGGACGGUAAGGACCUCAUAAAAAAACUAUUCUACACCAACAAACAAGUGUCCAUCAUUGGGUUUGGACUGGCGACAUCAGAAAUCAUCCUGGUCAGCAAACCUUUUGGAUAUCUGAACACUGCGUACAGAUAUGGCCAGUUGAUGGGACCAAUGUUUGCCGCCACCUCGACGUUCUGCUUGGUGACGCACAUUGCCACCAACGUACGUGGAAAAGAUGACAUGGUGAACUAUGCCAUUGGCGGUUUCUCCACCGGCAUACUGACGGGAUUACUUAUAAAUCAAAAAAUGGUUGGUUUUUGGAUGGCAGUUUCGUUAGCAUGUAUUGGUGCAGCUAAGAAGCAUUCAAAGCUUAACAAUUACGAAUUCUACCCCACUUAUCCUAAAACUCGUAAACCCAUACACGGAGAUUUCAGAACACCAUACAAUAAUUGGACUUUAUAUGAAAACCGACCAAAAGGAUGGAUAGCUGCUGAAGAACGACAGGAAUAAAUAAGAAUAUACCAACAGCAGUUUGUAAUAAUGAAUAAGUAUGUGAGUUUACAAUUUAUUUAGUUUUAAUACAUUACACAUAAUAUGUUUUGUUUGUUAUAUAGUGUUUGAUUUGAAUUACAAAUACAUAUUUAUAAAACAUAA